AUGAACGCGGACGACUAUGCGGAUUUGCCCUCCAAGGCGAAAGGCAAGCAGGCAAGGCGUCGUGCAGAUGAUGACGACGAUGAUGACGGAGACGACAAUGAGGAUGAUAGCGACGAUGCCGAUGCCGGGCCGAUCGGGCCGAAAGUGUUUGACUCGGACGACGAGCUGAACGGUAGCAUUCAGGGAAGCGACGAGGAGUUGGAUUCCGACGAGGCGUUUGGCGAGAGCGACGAGGAAAAGUUUGAAGGUUGGACGUUUGGUAGAGGUGCCAAGCAGAGCAAGCGCAGCAAAGGUGAUUCCGAUGAUGAUGAUGAAGAGCAAGACGAGGAAGACGAAGAGGCCGAGGGAGACGAUGGCGGAAUGAUGGAUCUCUCACGCAUGCUCGACUCUGCCUCGGACUCCUCUGAUGACGGCAAUGAUGACGACAACGACGUUUCAGAAGACGACGGGAACGAUCAGAGCAGCAACAAGCUUGCCAAGCACAUCGAAUCCUUCGCCGCCGCCGGAUCCAAACGCACAGCAACCUCCACCUCGGACGAUGAACACAAUUCGGAUGCACAACCUUCCUCAAAACGUUCGCGCCGCAUCCUCUCCGAACGCACCGAAGCCAUCCCUGAAACCGAGUUCGCAGCCGCCCACUCUGGGUCCACGCUCCGUCUUGAAGAUUUCCUCAGCCCGCUCUCGUCCAACAUCGACUUUGCCGACGUGCGCAAAUCCACCAAGCUUCUUUCCAACUCGAGCUCCCAAUCCACCUCUGCCGCCCCCACCGCGUCCAAAAAGGGAGGAGGUGCUCUCUCCGCCCCGCUCCCCUCCGUCCUCCAAGACCGACUCGACCGCCAAGGAGCCUACUCGAUCACCCGCGACGAAGUUCAAGGCUGGCAACCAACCAUCAACCGUCUUCGCGAUGCCGAACAUCUCUCCUUCCCGCUCCAGAAACCCUCCGUCACCCCUGCCUCCACCUCCGGUCUCGUCGCCACCUUUACACCGGACAACGAUAUGGAGGCGUCCAUCGCCGCCAUGCUUACCGAGGGCGGAUUGACGGAGAAGCAGCUGGCGGCGCAGGAGGAUCUGGCCAUGAACAAGCUCGAUCCAUCCGAAGCCAGGGCAAGGCGCGAUGAACUGCGCAGGAUGAGGAUGUUGAUGUUCCGCGCAGAGCAAAAGGCGAAGCGCGUCAGCAAGAUCAAGAGCAAGACGUACAGGAAGCUGCACAGGAAGGAGAAGGAGAGGCUGAAGGAACAGAUGAAAGAGUUGGCCUCCGACGACGAGGACGAGGAGGACGACUUGGAAGAGAGGAUGAAGCUCGAAAGGGAUCGGGCUAGGGAGCGAGCCACGUUGAAGCACAAGAACACGAGCAAGUGGGCCAAGAACAUCUUGGCAGGGAGACACGGAGAGCACAACCAGGAGGCCAGGAACGAGAUCGAUGCGCAGUUGCGCAGGGGCGCUGAACUCAGAAGCAAGAUCCAGGGCAGGGAGGUCGGCGACGAUUCGGAUGAUUCGGACGAUGACGACUUUGACGAGCGAGCAGACGACGUGGAUGACGAGCAGGUGGUGGGCGACGCAUUCGACGAACUCGAGGCGUUGGAGGCCAAGGAAGAGGCCAAGCGUCGCAAGGACGAGGCCGAAUUCGAGAAAGUGGGUGGCAAGAAGGGUGUGUACGGGAUGAAGUUCAUGAAGGAUGCGAGGGAGAGGCAGUAUGCAAAGAUCAGGGGGGAUGUGGAUGACUUCGUUACAGAGAUGCGAGAUCUCGGUGCUGAAGACGAGGAGGAGCGGGACGACGGAGAGCCGGUGGUCGCUAGGAAGGGUCAGAGUGAAGGCGCGAGCUCGGUGUACGUUCAGGGCAACAAGGGCAGGGCGAUGUACGGCACCACUGCGUCGUCCAGCGUCACCCCUGCUCCCACGGUCGAAAGCAAGAAACCCGCUCAAACGCAACACCACCCUUCCUCCUCCGCAGCCCCCGCUUCGCACAGCAUCGAAGUCGCACCCACCCCAACCACCACCAAGAAACCCGCUACAUCAUCCAAGCCCCUCACCACCGCUUCACAUGACGAUGACGACGACGCCUCCAACCCCUGGCUCACCAUCUCCUCCUCCGGCCACGCUUCCAAACUCUCGCGCAAGAACAACACUUCUUCGCACGAUUCCUCCUCGGCAUCCAAAUCCCAGCUGCGGGCAUCCAAAACCGCCUCGAAAGCCUCCGCUUCCAAAGCAGCAGUUCUUGCGGACGAGGCGCUGCACAUUUCGCUGGAUUCGCAUCUCGCCGAUGGCGAGUCGGACGAUGAACAACCGAGCGAGAUUGUUUCCAAGCGUCGUGCUAACGCGGGAAUGACGGCGCUGGAGCAACGUGAUUUGGUGUCAACCGCCUUUGCAGGGGAUGAUGUGGUUGCUGAUUUCGCCGAGGAGAAGAGACGCGUGGUCGAAGAGGACUCGUCCAAGGUGGUGGAUACCUCGCUGCCCGGGUGGGGCAGUUGGACUGGUCGGGGCAUCAAAUCUCGACCUUCUAACCCCAAGUUUCACCGCAAGAUUCAAGGGAUCGACGCCGGUCAACGGAAAGACGCCAAGAUGGAUAACGUGAUCAUCACGGAAAAGAGGGAUAAGAAACAGGACAAAUUCCGGGCAAAAGAUCUACCCUAUCCCUACACCAGUCUGGCUCAGUACCAAGCUGCCAUGCAACAACCACUGGGGAAAGAGUGGAAUACGAGGAUAGAGACCAAACGGUUGAAUUUGCCGAGGGUGCUCAAAACCCCAGGCAAGGUCAUCGCCCCCGUCAGGAGGAAGUUCUAG
This is a messenger RNA of Pseudozyma hubeiensis SY62, 2781 nucleotides long. RefSeq lists its product as hypothetical. NCBI's taxonomy places the organism in Eukaryota, Fungi, Basidiomycota, Ustilaginomycetes, Ustilaginales, Ustilaginaceae. The coding region runs from base 1 to 2781 and encodes 926 amino acids. Gene Ontology annotation, cellular component: small-subunit processome; nucleolus. The record is from RefSeq and is a predicted model, not a curated record. Gene Ontology annotation, biological process: rRNA processing. The transcript has a single exon.